Petromyzon marinus (sea lamprey) is the source of this 1991-nucleotide messenger RNA. It is a transcript of the gene SUOX, whose product is annotated as sulfite oxidase. Gene Ontology annotation, cellular component: mitochondrion. Gene Ontology annotation, biological process: sulfur compound metabolic process. NCBI's taxonomy places the organism in Eukaryota, Metazoa, Chordata, Hyperoartia, Petromyzontiformes, Petromyzontidae. Gene Ontology annotation, molecular function: molybdopterin cofactor binding; molybdenum ion binding; sulfite oxidase activity. The record is from RefSeq and is a predicted model, not a curated record.
CAACCACGAUGCGGGUAGGUGGGGGGGUGUUGUUUGUGGGGAUAUACUGCCAGGGACUGACCACACAGUACCAGUAGUGUGAUACGGUCACACAGGGGCCUUUCAGUGCAGCCACCACAGAGACCCCCGUAACCUGCUUAAACAGCACAGCCAUGCUGCAGAUAUUGAAGCAUGCACGCCUUGUAAGUGGACAAGUCUGUGGACCAUCAAUUAGCACGACUGUGAUUGCAGGUGCUUGGCUCCGGCCGCCUCUCCACGGGUGACUGCUGGCAUGCAGGCAUCGGCAGCUCACUACAGCACAGGCAGCGCCGAGUCGGAGCAUGGGACAGGCCCACGGCGUCACGUCAUCCUGCUGGGGACUGCCCUUGGUGUGGGUACAGUUAUGGCUCUGGGACUGUAUCAGAACUUACAUCAGGUGUCUCAAGCCAAGGAAAAGGCAGCCCUGAUGCCCAGCAGCUCAGAUGCAGAGAUGCCUGUGAAAGCCAUCGAAUCGGUCGCAGUGACAGAGCUGCCGAUCUACACAGAGGCGGAGGUGGCCAAGCACCGCACUCCCUCGGACAAGAUCUGGGUGUCCUACAAGGGUGGUGUGUAUGACAUCACCGCCUUUGUGGAGCUGCACCCGGGCGGGGACAAGAUUCUGCUGGCAGCCGGCGGGGCCUUGGAGCCGUUCUGGGCCAUGUACGCCGUUCACAACAACGAACACGUGCUGGAGAUCCUGGAGGAGUACCGCAUCGGCCGCUUGGACCAGAGCUCCGUUACGGCGGCGUCUUUGGACCUCUCUGACCCGUACUCCACUGAUCCUGCGCGACUACCGAUUCUCCGAAUCAACAGCCUCAAGCCCUUCAACGCCGAGCCGCCGUCGCAGCUGCUGGCGGACACGUACCUCACCCCGAACGCGAUCUUCUUCAAGCGCAACCACCUGCCGGUGCCCGUAAUCGACCCAGAGACGUAUCGCCUCGAGGUUCAGGGGCUUGGCAUGAAGAGGCCCAUCAGCCUCUCGCUGCACGACCUGAAGAGCAAAUUCAAGAAGCACGAGGUGGUCGCUACGCUUCAGUGCGCGGGAAACCGCCGUACGGAGAUGAACCGCGUGCGGCAAGUGAAGGGCCUGGAGUGGGGCAUAGCGGCUAUCGGGACGGCUCGCUGGGGUGGGGUGCUUCUGCGCGAUGUGCUGCUCUAUGCCGGCGUGAAAGAAGAUCAGCUUCCGCAGAACGGGCAUGUGCAAUUUGAGGGCCUGGACAAGGACGUGACUGGCAGCGCGUACGGGGCGUCUGUGCCGCUGCACAAGGCCCUGGACCGCCGUGCCGACGUGCUGCUCGCCUACGAGAUGAACGGCGAGGAGUUGCCCCGUGAUCACGGCUUCCCGCUGCGCGCCAUCGUGCCCGGCAUCGUGGGCGCCCGCAACGUCAAAUGGCUGGGCCGCGUGCUGCUCAGUCAUGACGAGAGUCUCAGCCACUGGCAGCAGAACGACUACAAGGGCUUCUCACCUUCCGUCGACUGGGACACCGUCGACUACAAAACUGCCCCAGCCAUACAGGAGCUGCCGGUGCAGUCGGCCAUCACGGAGCCUGUGGAUGGCACGGAGCUGACGGAGAAUGCGGAUGAGGUGACGGUGCGCGGAUAUGCAUGGAGCGGCGGCGGGCGCAGCGUGGUGCGUGUGGACGUGUCGCUGGACGGCGGGCGCACGUGGCAGACGGCGGAGCUGCUACCGCCCUCCAACGACUCAGCACCGCAGGACGAGGGUCGCGCGUGGGCCUGGAAGCUGUGGAGCCUGACGGCACCCAUCCCGAACGGACAGCGCAGCCUGGAGAUCGUCUGCAAGGCGGUGGACAGCGCUUACAAUGUGCAGCCCGACUCAUUUGCACCCAUCUGGAACCUGCGUGGCGUGCUGGCCACCGCUUGGCACAGGGUUAAUGUCAAGGUGCCGAGUGACGAGAAGAAAUGAGGUACCCCCUAGACAAGGUUAUCUGCGCUUGGCUUUCAUUCAACAAAAA